GGGGGAGCUGAAGCUGGAGCUCGAGCUCGAAGAGAACGAAGGGGGGAGGCGACAAUGGCGUCAACGUCUCCACGUUCCUCUUCUUGCCUCCUCUCUCGCCACGCCGAACCCUCGCUUCCUCUUCUUCUUCGCCCACGCCCUUGGUCGCUUCGCGCCUCGGAUCUCCGGCGCCGACGCUUCGAACCCCACCUCUUCGUCUCCAUCCGAUCGGGGAUUGGGAUCAGAAGGGGCGGUUUUGUAGCACGGAGCUCGGGAUCGAUCCCUAGCGAAGCUGUUGCUGCGGAAGAGACGACGGGGAAAGAUGCAGUGGAGGAAGAAGAAGAUGUGGAGUCGUCUCGGCUCUUCGAGAGGUUGAAGGAAGCAGAGAGGCAGCGGAUAGAGAAGUUGGAGAAGUUUGAGAAGAAAGCAGAUAUGCAACUAGAGAGGCAGCUAAUCAUGGCUUCCUGCUGGAGCCGCACUUUGCUCACUCUACAGGGAAAAUUGAAGGGUACAGAGUGGGAUCCUGAGAACUCUCAUAGAAUUGAUUUUAGUGAAUUUUGGAGACUUCUUAAUUCGAAUAAUGUUCAGUUCAUGGAAUACUCAAACUUUGGCCAGACCAUUUCUGUUAUUUUACCAUAUUACAAAGAUGGAGGAGAAAAAGAAAACAAUCCCAAUAGAGAAAUAGUAUUUCGCCGUCAUAUUGUUGAUAAAAUGCCUGUUGAUGGAUGGAAUGAUGUUUGGAGUAAGCUGCAUGAACAACUGGUAAAUGUUGAUGUUAUUAACGUGGAUGCUGUGCCUGCUGAAGUCUACUCUACUAUUGCAACUGCUGUUGUAUGGUCAAUGCGUUUUGCCCUUUCAGUUGGUAUAUACCUAUUGAUCGAUAGCGUGACAAGGCCAAUUUAUGCCAAGCUGAUUCCCUGUGACCUUGGAAAACCUGAAAAAAAGGCAAGGCAGCCCCUCAAGCGUCGUGCUCUUGGAUCCCUAGGUAAAAGCAGGGCGAAGUUCAUAUCUGCAGAAGAAACCACCGGCGUCACAUUUGAUGAUUUUGCUGGCCAAGAGUACAUAAAAAGAGAAUUGCAAGAGAUCGUGCGAAUCCUUAAAAAUGAGGAGGAGUUUCAAGAUAAGGGAAUAUACUGUCCAAAAGGAGUGCUUCUUCAUGGACCGCCAGGAACUGGGAAAACUCUUCUUGCUAAAGCUAUUGCGGGUGAAGCAGGACUUCCUUUCUUUGCUGCAAAUGGUACUGAUUUUGUUGAGAUGUUUGUAGGUGUUGCCGCAGCUCGUGUCAAGGACCUGUUUGUUAAUGCGAGGUCAUAUGCACCAUCUAUUAUCUUUAUUGAUGAGAUUGAUGCAAUUGGCAGCAAACGUGGAGGACCUGACAUUGGUGGGGGUGGUGCCGAGAGGGAGCAGGGCUUACUGCAAAUUUUGACUGAGAUGGAUGGGUUCAAAGAGUCGACAGCACAGGUGUUAGUUAUAGGUGCAACUAAUCGUUUGGAUAUAUUGGACCCGGCUCUCCUCAGGAAGGGUCGCUUCGACAAAAUUAUAAGGGUUGGCCUUCCAUCUAAAGAUGGAAGAUUGGCCAUAUUGCGGGUACAUGCUAGGAAUAAGUAUUUCAGAUCCGAAGCUGAGAAAGAGGCUCUUCUGCAGGAAGUUGCAGAGCUUACGGUAGACUUCACUGGAGCAGAGCUGCAAAAUAUACUGAAUGAGGCUGGGAUUUUGACUGCGAGAAAGGAUCAAGACUACAUUGGAAGAGAGGAAUUGUUGGAGGCUCUAAAGAGGCAAAAAGGGACCUUCGAAACAGGUCAGGAAGAUAGUACUGAGAUCCCUGAAGAACUAAAGCUUAGGUUGGCGUAUAGAGAAGCCGCUGUGGCAGUUCUUGCUUGCUUCUAUCCGGAGCCACAUUGUCCUUUUGUGGAGACUGAUAUCCGUACGAUCCGCAGCAAGCCAAAUAUGCGGUAUGCUGAAACCUCAGGAAGAGCUUUUCUGAGAAAAUCUGACUACAUUAAUUCUAUUGUGCGAGCUUGUGCACCAAGAGUUAUCGAGGAGGAGAUAUUUGGAAUAGAUAAUUUAUGCUGGAUUUCAGCAACAGCAACAACAGACGCAUCGAGGCGUGCCGAGCGUUUGAUUCUUCAGACAGGGAUGACAGCAUUUGGCAAAGCCUACUAUAGAAAUCAGGGUGAUCUUGUACCAAAUCUUGCAGCAAAAUUGGAAGCCCUUAGAAAUGAAUACAUGCGCUUUGCAGUGGAGAAAUGUUCAGCUGUGUUAAGAGAGUAUCGUUCAGCUGUUGAAACUAUUACAGAUAUUUUGCUUGAAAAAAGAGUAAUAAACGCGGAGGAGAUUCGGGAGAUAUACAAGAAAUCUCCACGAAUACCUCAACCACCUGUGAAUCCAGUCGAUGAGUAUGGCGUGCUUAUUUAUGCUGGGAGAUGGGGUAUUCACGGUAUCUCCCUUCCCGGAAGAGUUACGUUCGCACCAGGGAAUGUGGGAUUUGCUACAUUUGGCGCACCCAGACCUUUGGAGACGCAGAUAAUCAGCGAUGAGACAUGGAAGCUGGUAGACGACAUCUGGGACAGGAGAAUAAAAGAAAUUAAAGACGAAGUCUCGCAGGAGAUCAAGGAAGACACCGAAAAGCCACAGCUGCUUUUGGCUGAUUACUUUCUUUAGGAGUUGAGCCUCUUUCAUUUCGGAAUCUGGAUUGCCAUAAAUGUUCCAAUUGCUUCAGUGUUUUGCAUGCACACGAUCCCGAGUAGUUUCGUAUAUGAAGGAUACAGUUCGCCCAACUCUCGAAGCAGAUGCUUUCAACUACGUUUGCCGGAAGACUAGUUGAAAAUUCUUUUUUUUCCUUACUUUAGCCCAGGAUUUAAGUGAACCUGAUGCUUGAUGAAGUACCUCGACACACUUCAACGAGUUAAGAUCAUUCGGGAGAAUAAUAGAGUUGUCGCAUCUGCAAUGCUCUCGAAAUUGAGUCGAACGACACAAUUUUCCGAAGGGAGCGACACAAGAUGUGUAACCAAGUACUGAUAACAUUUUCUCCAUUGGAUCGAAUUUUUUUCUUUUUAAUGGAGUUUCUCUAAAAUGGUUUCUCUAAGGUCAAACUCUCUGUGUUUUAUCUGAAAGAUAAAGAGAAUAGCUUUGUGUAAAUUAUGUAGAUAUCAAUUUUGGGGCCCCCAUGCCAUUUAUUUCUUUGAGGGGCUUAUGUACUUGUUGAUCUUUUUUUAAACCUGAUUAAUUAGUAACUGCUAUUGUUGUCCCA
Messenger RNA from Ananas comosus (pineapple), 3229 nucleotides. Its product is annotated as probable inactive ATP-dependent zinc metalloprotease FTSHI 4, chloroplastic. The coding region runs from base 55 to 2640 and encodes 861 amino acids. The record is from RefSeq and is a predicted model, not a curated record. Gene Ontology annotation, cellular component: chloroplast thylakoid. Lineage: Eukaryota; Viridiplantae; Streptophyta; Magnoliopsida; Poales; Bromeliaceae. Gene Ontology annotation, molecular function: ATP binding; ATP hydrolysis activity; ATP-dependent peptidase activity. Gene Ontology annotation, biological process: proteolysis. The transcript has 17 exons.